Nezara viridula (southern green stink bug) is the source of this 819-nucleotide messenger RNA. NCBI's taxonomy places the organism in Eukaryota, Metazoa, Arthropoda, Insecta, Hemiptera, Pentatomidae. The record is from the annotation of a GenBank genome assembly.
AUGGAUUUCAAUUUUAACAUAAAUGAUUUUAUCAAAACCAACAUUGUUAAAAUAAAUAAUGCUAUAAUGCCUGAUACAUUUAAUGGAGAUAGCAGACAAACAAGGGUGUGCCAGGAAAUCAUGUCAGUCAUUCUGGAUGAAAUGGGUGAAGCAUCAGCCAAAGCCCAAGGAUUAUUGAAGCCUAUUACCAAUACAGAACUUUUAAGAAAUAAAGAUCAUAUAGUGUAUUUACUUGUUGAAAAAGAAGGCAACCAUGGGAAAGGGUCUGUAGUUGGCAUGCUGAAAAUGGGAAGAAAGAGCCUUUAUGUUUUUGAUGAAUGUGGUGACUGCCAUAAUGUGUUAUGUUUAUGUGUCCUUGACUUUUAUGUUCAUGAAAGCAGGCAAAGAAUGGGCUAUGGAAAGAUUCUUUUUGACUACAUGCUUGAGGAGGAACAUAUUAAACCUAUAAAAUUAGCCAUUGACAGGCCUUCUGAGAAAUUCAUAAGCUUCCUAAAAAAACAUUAUGGCCUUGAAAACAUUAUUAGGCAGACAAAUAAUUUUGUUGUGUUUCGUGGAUUUUUUAACAAUUUGAAAAACAAUACAACAGAAAAUUCUCCAAGAAGAAGUUAUGGAAGCCCUUACAGAGCAACACUUGAUGAUAAAGUAACAUACAAUGGCCGCUUUACUGCACAUAAAAGGGAAUCAACAAUUGGAAAGUGCUUGAACUGGAGUGGUCAUGAUGAAUCCUGGCUGGCACAAGUUGCACCUAACCAGCUUUACACUAUGCCACAUGCACUUGCCUCUGUCCCUCCUGCUUCUUCAAGUGUAAAACUGUUUUAA